GCCGCCGCUCCUCCGUGGCCUUUUUCGCUGUGUGCGACGGGCACGGCGGGCGGGAGGCGGCACAGUUCGCCCGGGAGCACUUGUGGGGUUUCAUCAAGAAGCAGAAGGGCUUCACUUCGUCCGAGCCAGCCAAGGUUUGCGCUGCCAUCCGGAAAGGCUUCCUCGCUUGUCACCUGGCCAUGUGGAAGAAACUCGCAGAAUGGCCAAAGACUAUGACAGGUCUUCCCAGCACAUCAGGGACAACUGCCAGUGUGGUCAUCAUACGGGGCAUGAAGAUGUAUGUAGCUCAUGUGGGUGACUCAGGUGUGGUUCUUGGAAUUCAAGAUGACCCAAAGGAUGAUUUUGUCAGAGCUGUGGAGGUGACACAGGACCAUAAGCCAGAACUUCCCAAGGAAAGAGAACGCAUCGAAGGACUUGGUGGGAGUGUGAUGAACAAGUCUGGAGUGAAUCGUGUAGUUUGGAAACGACCUCGGCUCACUCACAAUGGACCUGUUAGAAGGAGCACAGUUAUUGACCAGAUUCCUUUUCUGGCUGUAGCAAGAGCACUUGGUGAUUUGUGGAGCUAUGAUUUCUUCAGUGGUGAGUUUGUGGUAUCACCUGAACCAGAUACAAGUGUCCACACUCUUGACCCCCAGAAGCAUAAGUAUAUUAUUUUGGGGAGUGAUGGACUUUGGAAUAUGAUUCCACCUCAAGAUGCCAUCUCGAUGUGUCAGGACCAAGAGGAGAAAAAAUAUUUGAUGGGUGAGCAUGGACAAUCUUGUGCCAAAAUGCUGGUGAAUCGAGCACUAGGCCGCUGGAGGCAGCGUAUGCUCCGAGCAGAUAACACCAGUGCCAUAGUAAUCUGCAUCUCUCCAGAAGUGGACAGUCAAGGGAGCUCCACCAGUGAAGAUGAGUUCUAUCUAAACUUGAGUGACAGCCCUUCCUAUAAUAGUCAAGAAACCUGUGUGAUGCCUCCUUCCCCAUGUUCUACACCACCGGUCAAGGCACUGGAGGAAGAACCAUGGCCAAGGCUGAACUCUAAGGACCACAUACCUGCCCUUGUUCGUAGUAAUGCCUUCUCAGAGAAUUUUUUAGAGAUCCCAGCUGAAAUAGCUCGAGGGAGUAUCCAGGCUGUAGUCAUGCCCUCAAAAGAUCCAGAGCCACUUGAAGAAAAUUGCACUAAAGCCCUGACUUUAAGGUUGCAGGAUUCUUUGACUAAUAGCCUGUCAGUUGGCCUUGUGCCUACUAAUUCAGCAAACACCAUCGUGGACCAAAAAAAUGUAAAGAUGUCAACUCCUGGUCAAAUGAAAGCCCAAGAAGUUGAAAGAACCCCUCCAGCAAACUUUAAAAGGACAUUAGAAGAAUCUAACUCUGGCCCCCUUAUGAAGAAGCAUAGACGAAAUGGCUUAAGUCGAAGCGGUGGUGCUCAGCCUGCAAGCCUCCCCACAACCACUCAGCGAAAGAACUCUGUUAAACUGACCAUGCGACGCAGACUUAGGGGCCAGAAGAAAAUUGGAAAUCCUUUACUACAUCAGCACAGGAAAACUGUUUGUGUUUGCUGAAAUGUAUCUGGGCAAAGUUAGGAUAAAAGUGAGCUUUUUAAAUUUGGUGCCGAAAUCGAACUUUUUUAAAGGGGUAAAAUAAAAAGAGUAUAUACAGUUUGACUUUUUGGAAUUCAGCAAUUUUAUCCUGGCCUUGUACUUGCUUGUAUUAUAAAUGUGAAUUUUGUAGAUGUUAGGGUAUAAGUUGCCGUAAAAUGUGCGUGAAUUUGUAUCCUUCACACAAAAAUCAGUCUCUUACUCUGAUACACAGUAAUUGUGGCAAUAGGGCUAAAUAUUUAAAACAAAAAUCAAAAUAUCUAUUACAUUUUAGAAAUACAUUUAAACUUUUUAAAAUGCUUAUUAAAAAUUUGUAUAAGCCACUUGUGAUGGAAACUACACAAUUUUUUAAAGUAAAUUAUUAAGCAGACUGGAAAAGUGAUGUAUUUUCAUAGUGACUUGUGAUCCACUUACUGUUUCUUAGAGACUACUAGUGUCUUUUAAAGAUUAUUUUAUUUCUAAUUUCAUAAUUCAGAGCUAAUUUUUUCAUAGAAGUGUUGAGCCAUGCUAAUGUAGCUGGACUUUAGUCUUCUUAUCUCACUUGAAAUACUAUGCAUUAUCUUUGAUUAUAGUAGCAUUUUCUAAAACAGUAAUCACCAGAUAUACUCAGACUCUUUGGCAUAGAGGUGUUUUUGCCUAAAACAAUGCCCUUCGCAGUCAUCCCAGACCAAUGGCAUCAUGAGGUCUUAAAGUAGUUACCCUCUUCUAGUGUUUGCUUAAAAUAUGUGAAGUUUUUCUUGCUAUUUCAAUAACACAUGGUGCUGCUAAUCCCCAACAUUUCUUAAAUUAUUUUAUAUCAGACAGUUUCAUUGAUCAUAUGAGCAUACGUUUGUUCAUCUAAUAAAUCAGUGAACCAUUCUAA
This is a messenger RNA of Tupaia belangeri chinensis (Chinese tree shrew), 2439 nucleotides long. It is a transcript of the gene PPM1D, whose product is annotated as protein phosphatase, Mg2+/Mn2+ dependent 1D. Lineage: Eukaryota; Metazoa; Chordata; Mammalia; Scandentia; Tupaiidae. The record is from RefSeq and is a predicted model, not a curated record. Gene Ontology annotation, molecular function: cation binding; protein serine/threonine phosphatase activity. Gene Ontology annotation, biological process: protein dephosphorylation.